AGGAUCUUAAACUAGACAGUGAACAAGAUGAUCAAUGACUUCUAACCUCUAUGGUCGUUGCUCUUUGUAAUCGCUUGUCAAGACAAAUUAAAUGUUUGUGUGCUAGUUAAGGGUUACAGUUAACUUCAAGGUGUUAAGUUAGCUAAGUGAUUGUUCAAACAGGUUUCAUCAUUGACUUCGUUCACAGCAAAAUGGACUCAUCAUUUUUUGAAGGGACAUCGACUAUAGAAGAGGAGCCAUUAGAUUACAAAUGUUAUGAAACCAAACUGAGACGAAAACUCAUAUUUUUUUUUAUGAAUCCGAUAGAAAAAUGGCAUGCCAGAAGGCAAUUCCCAUUUAAAUUUUUGGUUCAAAUAAUUAAAAUUAUGUUAGUUACAAUACAACUAUGCCUGUUCGCACACAGUAGAUACAAUCAUGUCAACUAUGCAUCUGACAACAAGGUAACAUUUUCACACUUGUUUCUGAAGGGCUGGGACCCAGUAAGGGAAGUAAAUGUUUAUCCUCCAGCAGUAGGACCAUUAGCCAUUUACAAGAAGAAUGAGUUUUAUGGCACAAUUGAUUAUGCCGUUACAGGAUACCAAGACAUCGCAAAUACUAUUGGACCAUAUUCUUAUGCAAAUGAGGAUAACAAUAUUAUUUUACCAGUGUUGCAGUUAGUUCAAUAUAAGAAGGGCCUAAUAUUUGGAUUCAAUGAAAGUUACAUCUUUGAUAAUGAAUUAGUUACUAAGUAUUGCAAUAUUUCCUUGUAUGAAAAAUCUGUAGAGUCAAUAAAAAGGUGUCUGAAUGGUGAAGAAAUCAAUUUUUCAGCAUUAGUGAGAGGAAAGUUAAGUUUUUCUCUGAAAUCAGUUAACUUUAAUGCAAAAGGUCUAUUGUCUCAGCCGGACUGCUACAAAUUUAAUAUAGAGAUAUCAUUUAACAAUGAAGACAUGGAUGGACAGAUGUCUUUAGCACUAGAUGCAGAACCUAUCCGCCUCAUGUGUAAGGGAGAUAUCAAGUAUAUUACAGAUAGUAACCUUGAUUAUGUUUUAAGGAGCAUACUUAACUUCUUUGUCAUCUUGAUCUGUCUAAUAUCUUUUAUAUUAUGCAUGAGGGCCAUUAUUAGAGCCCAACAGCUCAAAUAUGAGACAAUUCAUUUUUUUCAAAAAUUCUAUAAGAAAGACCUGAGCCUAGAAGGAAGAUGGGAAUUCUGGAAUUUAUGGUAUAUUAUGAUCUUAGUCAAUGAUGUGCUCAUCAUCAUAGGGUCGUGUAUUAAAGAAGAAAUAGAGAGAAAACAGUUUGUAGGCGAUCAAUGGAAUACCUGUAGUGUUUGUUUGGGAAUAGGAAAUCUUUUGGUUUGGUUUGGUGUUCUUAGAUAUCUCGGAUUCUUCAAGACUUACAACGUUGUGAUAUUAACACUGAAGAAAGCUUUUCCUAAAGUCAUUAGAUUUUUAUUCUGUGCAUUACUAAUCUAUGCUGGAUUUACAUUCUGUGGCUGGCUUAUAUUAGGACCUUACCAUACAAAAUUUAGAACACUAGCAAGUACAUCAGAAUGCCUCUUUGCUUUGAUUAAUGGAGAUGACAUGUAUGCCACAUUUUCUAUCAUGGUGGUCAAAUCACCAAUGCUUUGGUGGUUCAGCAGAAUAUAUCUUUAUGUCUUCAUUAGCUUGUAUAUUUAUGUAGUUCUUAGCUUAUUCAUUUCCAUCAUUAUGGAUGCUUAUGAAACUAUAAAAUUGUAUUAUACAGAUGGUUUUCCUAAAAAUGAUCUACAGUUGUUUGUACUAGAAAUUGAUGAAGAAUUUAGUGACCUUAAUGAAGCUAUACAAAUAUCUAAUGGUAGUGGAGUAUCAAGAUUUAAAGAACGCCUCGGUGUGAAAACGAAAGAAAGAGAUUCUACUGAGAGAAGUACCAACGCAACGAUCUACCAGUCGAUAAGCUUUACCUUUUAAUUUAAAUGUAAUAAUUUUAACAACCACUAAAACAAUCGUGGUUAUAGCAAAAUGUAUUUAAGAAAACAUAUCAAAAGAUUAUAUAAUAUAAUAACUUAUUACAAGAUUAAUGAUAUUAUUUUAGUAUUUAAUGCAACGGAAGUCUUGAAAUAGGAUUUCUCUCUUUUAAUGUUAUAUAAUUUUAUUUAAGUAUUAUUUUAUGUAAUAGAUGGCCAAAUAAUUUGUAUAGUUUAUACAAAUAAACUAUAAUUGUUUUCUCAUAUACUUUUUUCCUUAUUGUUAUUGUACCAAGUCUAGUUAUACAAAAUUUAGUUCCUAUUGGCCAGUAAAUACAUUUAAAGUUGAAUUAAAUGUUAAAUGUAUUAUUUGAAAAUAAAUAAAUAAACCAUUAAUAUGAUGUAAAA
Molecule: messenger RNA, 2329 nt
Organism: Nezara viridula (southern green stink bug)
Lineage: Eukaryota; Metazoa; Arthropoda; Insecta; Hemiptera; Pentatomidae
Source: the annotation of a GenBank genome assembly